UCACGAAACUGCUUUCGUGUUUUUUUUAACUACACUCCCGUAAGCAACUGAAACGCCAACUUUUGAAGUUUUUCUGGUCAGAAAUGAUUGCGUUUGGAUUCAGCCUUGGUGGUGCUUCACGUUUUCCUUGGUGAAAUGAAAUGAGAUAUCUAGAAUUCAAAAAUAAAGGGCCUCAUUAUGUAUCUCUGCCUGACCUGGAAUUCUCCGUGUAGACCACGCUAAUUCACGGAGAUUGCCUGCUCCUCCCUCCCGAGAUCUGGGAUCAAGGGCAUGAGCCACCACACCUGGCGAGAUUUUAACUUUGCGUCUUUCAUGGAUGAAGCAACCAGAAAUCCCUGUGGCUGAUUAACCUCUGCGUCACUGAAUUAAGAGCUGACCGAGCAGUCAUGUCAGGAGAGUCGGUCAAGGAGUCACAGUUCUCCCUGAAGACGGCCGCCCUGAGGGUGUUUGAUCUCCCUGUGUCUUGGUACUGUUCUCUCUCCCAGAUCAAACUUUCACCGGUAGCUAAAAAGUUGUUUGUGGUAACGGCUGUGAGCGCUAUCUCUGUAAUUUUUUUUGCCCAUCACUUUAAAAGAAGACGUGGGAAAAAGAAAGGAAAAAUCCUUCCAUGGGAACCAGAGCAUCUCAUACUUGAGCACGCUAAGAGAGCAGCAUCGGACAAAGGUUCAAGUUGUUCCAGUAGUAGACAGAAUUUGACCUUGUCCCUAAGUUCCACCAAGGACAAAGCAUCGCAGUCUUACAACUACACCAAUGGAGGACUUCUCAGCAAAUACUCGGGUUCUGCCCAGAGCUUGGCCUCUGUCCAGAGUGUCAACUCCUGUCAUAGCUGUGCCUGUGGAAAUUCUAACUCCUGGGACAAAGCAGAUGAGGAUGACAUCAAACUCGUCAACAUUCCUGUGACCACGCCUGAGAACUUGUACUUGAUGGGGAUGGAAUUGUUUGAAGAGGCGCUGCGUCGAUGGGAGCAGGCCCUGACCUUUCGCAGUAGACAGGCUGAAGAGGAAGCCUGCAGCUCCGUUAAGCUGGGAGCCGGAGACGCCAUUGCUGAAGAAAGUGUGGACGACAUAAUUAGCACGGAAUUCAUCCACAAACUGGAGGCUCUGCUACAAAGGGCCUAUCGUCUCCAGGAGGAGUUUGAAGCUACCCUUGGGGGAUCUGACCCUAACUCCCUUGCAAACGAUACAGAUAAAGACACGGAUAUGAGCAUGAAGGAGACGACGGAUGACUUUGGUCCGCAGGACACUUUGAACAGCGAAUCAGAUCUCUUUGCUUCAGCAGCAGAGCUUACAGAGCACAGAGAAGCACGGCACACCUACAGCCUGGAGUCCUUCUGUCGAUGUCCUUUUUAUGAAGAGGCCAUGCAUUUGGUGGAAGAAGGGAAAAUUUACUCCCGAGUACUGAGAACUGAGAUGCUGGAGUGCCUGGGAGACAGCGACUUUCUCGCCAAACUGCACUGUAUCCGGCAGGCUUUCCAGGUGAUUCUUUCAGAGGCAGCCAACAGGAUAUUCCUUGCUCAAAGUGGAAGGAAGAUUUUAUCCGCUUUAAUUGUGAAAGCACGGAAGAAUCCAAAGAAAUUUGAAGAUGUUUUUGAUGAAAUGAUCUAUUUUUUAGAGCAGACUGAUCACUGGGAUAGUACUGAGAUGGAACUUGCCGCCAGAGGGGUGAAAAAUUUAAACUUUUAUGACGUGGUUCUGGAUUUUAUCUUAAUGGAUUCCUUUGAGGACUUGGAAAACCCACCAACAUCCAUACAGAACGUGGUGAACAAUCGCUGGCUUAACUCUUCCUUCAAGGAAACAGCUGUGGCUUCUAGUUGCUGGUCGGUGCUAAAACAGAAAAGGCAGCAGAUGAAGAUCUCAGAUGGAUUUUUUGCCCAUUUUUAUGCCAUUUGUGAGCAUAUAAGCCCUGUCUUAGCCUGGGGCUUCUUGGGACCUAGAAAUUCUCUCUAUGACUUAUGCUGCUUCUUUAAGAAUCAAGUUCUUUUCUUUCUCAAAGACAUCUUUGACUUUGAGAAGGUCCGCUAUUCGAGCAUAGACACGUUGGCGGAGGACCUGUCUCACUUACUCAUCCGCCGCACGGAACUGCUGGUCGCCUGUCUUGGUGCGGAUGCCCUGAGGCAUGCCACUGCUUGUACUAGUGGCCAUGGCCACGCCGUGUCCACCACGCUGGUAGAAGGCAGAGUACAGUAAGAACUGAAGAGGCUUGAGGGUGCCGUCCAGUACCUUAAAGUGACUACUGACUUUGUGACAGUCAGCAUCCACAGAAUUGUCGCUGUGGACUCAGGGAGCAGAAAGGAAGUCUCAAAGAAUGGGUGACUGUACUGUAUGUACGCAGAAAUUCUGUCAUUGAACCCACGUGUGACACGUCCAGAGCGACGUUUUAAUAACCCUUAGGUAAUAACUUAAGUUAUGAAAUGUUUCAUAUUCUGUGGCCGUUGCUUGAAUGGAAGCCAAUACUUAGGAGUCCGUUAAGUGUCUUCACACUGUCUGGAAUGUCCACUAUCACUCUCAAAACACGUCUCGAUGCUUUGCACCUUGAAAAUACACUAGCCCAAGAUGAUUGGGGGUCGCGUGUGCAAGAAUUUAUGGCUUCCAGCGUCAACAUAUCUAACUUUGCCUGAAAUGUAUUCUCAGCCAUCAAGUUAUCUCUUCGUUUAAUCAAAUGUAGGCAAUAGUGGUGUUUAACUGUACUGUUUGCCUUAUUGCUUGUAUAUUUGCUUUUGUAUUUGAAUCAAAGAGAUUACAAUCACCAAGGAUUAGUAUACAGAUCCGCCGUGGAUGAAACUGAGCAGCUUACAGUGUGUUCCUUGUGGAGGGCACCUGCAGUGUCCAGAGUAUAUUGCUGUUGUCCUAUGAGUUAUAAUACACUGAGGUAUUUUUUAUCUUUUUACAAAUCAUAGCGGUUUUCCUCAGAUGAAUAUUAAAUUUGAAAAGAUAUAGUUUACCAAGCAAAAGAAUACAAGUCUUAUCCCCUUUUAAAUGUAAUGCUGAGGCGUAAGAUAUUAAGCCUGGUAGGAUUGAGUAGCUUCUGCUUUCUGGGUCAGCAAAGCAAAUGUGACUCCCCACAGCGACCUCAGCACACUGCAAGCUUGCCGUGUUAUGCCCACAGUUUAAAACUGCUCACACUUUGAGCUUGGGUUUUAAAGGAUUUUUUUCCCCUCUCAGAAACGGAACACAAAUAUUCCAACAGGGGAUAUGUCCUGUGUCCUUAUGAUUAAAUAUAUGAACAAGUGGCAAGGUAUAUCAUGUAUUUUCAAGCCCUGUUACCUUUCGGAUGAUGCACCGCUUGUUCACCGGUGGAUUGGAUUUGUUGACUUGUGGUCCUAGAGAGGGCUGCAUUAGUUUCAAGAGUGAGCUAUACAGAAAGAUCUGAAAUGCGUUUUUUUAAAAAUGCAUUUUCAGAUUAAAGUGCCUAGAUUAAGGUUAAUGGUGAGAAAAUAAAAGGUAGAAAUACGUUUAAUUUUUUUAAGAUUUUAAACUUAAUACGUACGUGGUGACGUAAAUUAGUUAGAAGAUGUAAAAUUUAGACUCGUGCCAUUAGUGUGUAUAGGCUGUUAGGGCCCUAAACUUGUCUUGAUGCGCAAUGCCUCGCCCUCUCCUACAUCCCUUUUAAUUUCCUAACUGCCUUGCCAUGAUUCUUGCUGAUGACAAGUACCAAGACGCAUCGUAUCCUGCUUCCUUUUUUACUUUCACAUUAGAUGUGUCUCCCUUCUGAGGUGUCCCUGGGUUGUGAGUGACACGCGUGCAUGCCUGCUGUGGUCACCUCGGAGCCAGGACAGUUACGGAUUGUAUUAGUUAAUGUGGGAGAGCUAAUCGUUUUGCGCUAAGGUUUUUUAUAAGCGGGAAAAAUGCUGCUUGAAUUGGUUUUUGAAGACUUGCACUAUGUAGCAAUAACGCUGCCGCAACAUGAGAUAAUCUGGGGUGGGUGGCCUCUCCAAAAAGUGUUUGAUUUCUCCGUCUUUAAGUUUCAGUUAAAAACAAAUAAAUAGUCCAUCUUCAAGAAAGGGUUGGUUUGACUGGGAGGCGGUGUCAUACUCCUUUGAUCCCAUCCCUCGGGAGGCAGAGGCAGGCAAAUCCGUGUGAGUUCAAGGCCAGCCUGGUCUACAGAGCUAGUUCCAGGACAGCCAGGGCUACACAGACAAACCCUGUCUUGAAAAACCAAAAUGAAAGAAUGGGUUGGUUUUUGGAACCGAAGUGCUUAAAUUUGAUGAGUUUCUGGUGAGCUAAUUAGAACACUUACCAGAUCCUUUCUUUGUGGCCUUUGACAAAAAGAAAUAAGGAUGACCAAAUAAGAUUGGGGGGCAAUAAAUACAGGAGAAAAAUCUUUUGGGGGUGGGGGUGGGGAAGCUUAAGUUUUUAAAGGAAAAUGUCUUUUUAAAAAGAACUUCUCUGACUUGACUGUUGGAAAUACCUAAGAGAUACACACACACACACACACACACACACAACCAGUUUUGAUCAAACUAGAGGCUAGAGCCUGUUGGGGGCAGGCAGCUAAUAGGACUCAUGGCAUUAACUGAGGAUCAGCUGCCAUAGCCACCCUACACAGGAUGUAAGAGGGCAGAGUUAAUCCCAAGAAAAGUCUUCCAGAAAAAAAGGAAAAACAUUCAGUUGAUUUAUUUUCCUUUGUUUCUCUCUGUUCUUGUUCAGCUAAAAUGAUAGUUUUCUUGCCAAAGGUUAACACUAUGUCCGUGAAGUGACAAAAUGGAGGUCUUUUUACAGGAGGCCAAGCUCUCUGUUGUCAAAGUCAGCUCCCAAGACCUGUGCCUGUCUCCUGAGUUAAUGCUCCCCUUUUGCAUCUGUUCACCGUGACCCUGUGGAUUUGUUGAGCUAACUGACUACACAGGACUACUUGCAAGUGUUUGCUUGCUUUAAGAUGUAGUGUUCCCUCCUUAAUUCCAGGCAGUUAGCCCAGAAAUGAGUGACACCAAAGUAAGGUUGACAGAGUGGCGGAGACCUCCUCCGGGGCCUGUCACGAUCAGAACUGGGAGUUACGUUUGUAACUCUUGCUGUAACUUUUAGUAUGAACAUGGAUUCAGAAAUUAAUUGGGAUGUAACUCCAAACUGACUAUAAAGAUAAGUUAAAAUCUGUAAAUUUUCUAACUAACAAAUAAUGUAUGUGAGAUGUAAGAGUUUAUAUAACCUGUGAUAAAUGGACGUGUGAAACA
Messenger RNA from Mesocricetus auratus (golden hamster), 5164 nucleotides. It is a transcript of the gene Miga1, whose product is annotated as mitoguardin 1. The transcript has 16 exons. Lineage: Eukaryota; Metazoa; Chordata; Mammalia; Rodentia; Cricetidae. The coding region runs from base 387 to 2186 and encodes 599 amino acids. Gene Ontology annotation, biological process: mitochondrial fusion. The record is from RefSeq and is a predicted model, not a curated record.